AUGGAUUCUCCAUGUAGGUUUCAGAACACUUUAUCCCCUUCUCCUUACGGGAACCAGAUCCCAAACAACAAUUCUUUAAUGAUAUCAACAUUUGAUCAUCAGCAAGAAAGACAUUUUCUAAAUCAUCAGCAAGACAUUGACGAGAUGUUCCUAACAGCUUCCUAUCAGCUGAUUCCCAAUUCCUUUCUACAGCAAAACCCGGAAAUCACCGGACACACCUCAAGCAUGCUAUCUACAAAGUGGAAGAGUCCAAUGUUAGAGAGAUUGAGAGACUACAACACAGUCCAUGCGAUGCAACAUCGACAUAUCGAAGACCGAUCCCUAUGCCAAUCACAGAAUUCUGGUUUUGGACAUUCCGAAAACUAUUUUUUCGGCACUGGAAAUCGACACCCCAUUUCAUCAUACCAAGUAAGCAAAGAAUUAACGACAAAUGCACAAUCUACAAUACAGCCUCCAAAUCACAUUUUGUCCAAGAACAAGGGCAGAAGGGACGAAAGUGAAAGUAUGUCAUGCGCAGUGUGUGGAGACAAGGCCCGGUGUCAACACUAUGGUGUUAGAACUUGUGAGGGCUGCAAGGGAUUUUUCAAAAGGACUGUGCAGAAGAACCCUAAUUAUGUCUGUACAGGAAACAAAAAAUGUAAGAUCAAUAAAGACCAGAGAAAGCGUUGCCAGAGCUGUCGAUUCCAAAAAUGUUUGUCAGUGGGAAUGAACAAGGAAGAGAGACUGGCCUUCAUUUGA
This is a messenger RNA of Saccostrea echinata, 738 nucleotides long. RefSeq names its product nuclear hormone receptor family member nhr-6-like. Gene Ontology annotation, molecular function: zinc ion binding; DNA-binding transcription factor activity, RNA polymerase II-specific; nuclear glucocorticoid receptor binding. The record is from RefSeq and is a predicted model, not a curated record. The transcript has 5 exons. Gene Ontology annotation, biological process: regulation of transcription by RNA polymerase II; cellular response to corticotropin-releasing hormone stimulus. Lineage: Eukaryota; Metazoa; Mollusca; Bivalvia; Ostreida; Ostreidae. The coding region runs from base 1 to 738 and encodes 245 amino acids. Gene Ontology annotation, cellular component: nucleus; transcription regulator complex.